GAAGGAAGAGUCGCCCAUACAAGACGGUUGUUGCGACAAACAUGAAUUCAACUUCCUCGUAGUUCAGUGAUGUGGUGCACGUUUUAUCGUGUAAUUGCUGUUUCUUUUUAAAUCUACAAGGACCGAAGUUUACGGAAGAAAAAAAAAAUUAAGAUGGGCUACAUGACAGUAGAGACAAACAGUCCCACUCUGCUCCACCUCAAGAGAUCUCCUGGUAUCCGCUCAUGGUCUCUUCUCGUCGGUAUAGCCUCUGCAGGGCUGGCGGCUGCGUACUACAGCUCGGACAGCGUCCCGUGGAAGCUCUUCUACGUCGCAGGCUGCCUGUUUGUGGCCCUUCAGAACAUGGAGGACUGGGAGGAGGCCGUGUUCGACAAGACCAGGAAACUGGUAGAGCUCAAGACCGUCAGCCUGUAUGCUCUGGUGCUGACAAUGUGGAGGAGAGGACAGGAGAAAAUCGUGCUGGACCUGACGCAGCUCUGUGACAUUUGUGUCGAGGAGGAGAGGGUCCGAUACUUGGGGAAGGGUUAUCAUGUGAUGCUGAGGUUGGCAGCUGGCAUCUCCUACCCCCUCACCCAGAGUGCCACCGUGGGAGGACGUAGUGACGUCGAGGUGGUGGCCUCACUGUUGAAGCGCUUCCUGAGACUGGAUCAGACGCAGCGGAAGCAGCAGGAUUACGAAGACUACGGAGAGGACGACAGCACGGACUCGGAUAAUGAGGCAGACUGACUCUAGACUAUAUGGAACAUGCCUUCCCAGUGUAUCUUGGGGCCAAUUAACUUAAGCCAUCACUACAAUGCAGACAUUGCAGAGAAUGAGGCUAGUCACACAUUCUGACCGUUAUUCCCUUGUUUUGUUUAUGCCUUUUACCCUAAAUAAUGCUUCACACACUGUGGUUUCCGCAAAGAUUAUGCGUUCUGAACUAAUUACUGUUUAAGAGCACAAGUUAGAUUAUGGACCUAGUGCUGCUCCCUGCUGAGAUAACAAUUCUUUGUUUGGGAGACGAUGGAAAGUGCCUUUUCCCACGGUUUCCUGGACUCACCCAGCUCAGAUCCAUCUUCUUGAAUGUUCUCCUACUCUGUGUCCAAGGAAUGCAUGUGCAAGACAUAACUGAGCAUGAGGAACUUAUUCCUGGUGACACAAUUAGGUCUGUUGUUACUUCAUAUUGACGUUUAAAACGUUUUUGUGCGAACCAAAGACUUUGUAUGUUAUGUUUUUUUUUUUAGUUUAAUGAUAUCUGAUGGUAAUGCCUACAAAAAGAACAAACAAGAAAUGAGUAUUCUAGAAAGGUUGAA
Messenger RNA from Xiphophorus couchianus (Monterrey platyfish), 1292 nucleotides. It is a transcript of the gene cybc1, whose product is annotated as cytochrome b-245 chaperone 1. The record is from RefSeq and is a predicted model, not a curated record. The transcript is spliced from 6 exons. The coding region runs from base 154 to 726 and encodes 190 amino acids. NCBI's taxonomy places the organism in Eukaryota, Metazoa, Chordata, Actinopteri, Cyprinodontiformes, Poeciliidae.